Messenger RNA from Diceros bicornis minor, 2306 nucleotides. RefSeq names its product thiamin pyrophosphokinase 1 (gene TPK1). Lineage: Eukaryota; Metazoa; Chordata; Mammalia; Perissodactyla; Rhinocerotidae. Gene Ontology annotation, molecular function: thiamine diphosphokinase activity; ATP binding; thiamine binding. Gene Ontology annotation, biological process: thiamine metabolic process; thiamine diphosphate biosynthetic process. Bases 108 to 839 code for a protein of 243 amino acids. The record is from RefSeq and is a predicted model, not a curated record. The transcript has 9 exons.
AGGCGCCUCAGCCGAGCGCCGAGCGGUCGAUCGCCCUCGCUCCCGCAGCCUGCUCUCCGCUCGCCGGCGGCUCCACCCGCCAUUGUCGCAGAGGCCAAUAAUCCGAUAUGGAGCAUGCCUUUACCCCGUUGGAACCCCUGCUUCCCACUGGGAAUUUGAAGUACUGCCUUGUGAUUCUGAAUCAGCCUUUGGAUAAAUAUUUUCGUCAUCUUUGGAGCAAAGCUCUUUUAAGAGCCUGUGCUGAUGGAGGUGCCAACCGCUUGUAUGAUAUCACCGAAGGAAAGAGAGAAAGCUUUUUGCCUGAAUUCAUCAGUGGUGACUUUGAUUCCAUUAGGCCUGACGUUAGAGAAUACUACGCCAUUAAGGGAUGUGAGCUUAUUUCAACUCCUGAUCAAGUCCGUACUGACUUUACCAAGUGCCUUGAAGUGCUCCAAAAAAAGAUAGAAGAAAAAGACCUACAGGUGGAUGUGAUUGUGACCCUGGGAGGACUUGCUGGGCGUUUUGACCAGAUCAUGGCAUCUGUAAGCACCCUGUUUCAAGCAACUCGCAUCACUCCUUUGCCAAUUAUAAUAAUCCAAGAGGAAUCUCUCAUCUACCUGCUCCAGCCAGGAAGGCACAAAUUGCACGUAGAUACUGGAAUGGAAGGUGAUUGGUGUGGCCUUAUUCCUGUUGGACAGCCAUGCAGUCAGGUUACGACAACAGGCCUCAAGUGGAACCUCACAAAUCAUAUGCUUAGUUUUGGAACACUAGUCAGUACUUCCAAUACCUACGAUGGAUCUGGUGUUGUGACCGUGGAAACAGACCACCCCCUCCUCUGGACCAUGGCCAUCAAAAACUAACGCACCCACCAACGUCCACAGCCGUGCCUCAGACUUACCUCAUUUGCAAGACUUAUUGCUCAACGAGAACAGUUCACUGUGGUUUGCAGGAAUCCAAAUCUCUCCAUGGGAAGCCUGCUAGUUUUAAAGAUGUUACCGUUUAAAUAAUUAAGGUGACAUUAUAAAUGACAGAUCUCUGUUUUAUAGUGGGGGGGGACUCAUUAUUUGUUAAUAAAACAAAUAAGCUCUGUUACAUUCAGUUGGAAAACUAAUGUGGAUCAUUCCACCAUAAAAUUCAGUACUGAUUAUUCUUAUGUUAUUAAACAUUCCACUUAUCCUAGAAAAUUGCUUUUAAUUUUGAAGCUGAGACAGCUCUGUUGAGGGUCCUUGGUGUCCAGGAUAUAAACCUCCGUCUGCCCAUCCUUAAAUGCUUAACAUCAAGGGCUUCUUCUGAGUGUCUGUUAAUAUUAGAUUCCUUCAUAUAAUAGAGAAAGGAAAUUCUUCCACAUUGCGAUGUUAGAACUGCACCAUUUCAGUCUGGCCUUAGUACUGUCUUUGGUAUUAUCUUUUAGGAAUACAUCAAGAAUCACUGACCUAAUUAUUAAAUUGGAAAACAGGUAGUUAGGUAAGCUAUAGGUGAAAAGAGAAAUGACAUGAUGGAUAAAUGACAAUUCAUAAAGCUCUACUGACACAUUCACCCCAAACUCAGCUUCUGCAGUGAGUGUGCUGGGCUGUAGUGGAGUGACAGAUCAGAACUGCCCUCAUCAUAAUUACAACCUGGACUGUAAAUGUUGUGCAGAGGAAACUUAAGCAUGAAAUUGAACUGUUUCUGACAUACCUCAGACUGAAAAAAUAUUGGUUCAUAGACCACAAGUUUGCUCUGAUUAGCAGAAAAUGAGGUUGGCAAUCCACGUGCACAAGUGAACACCAUGUACUAAGGAGCCUGGGUCUAAAGCCUGCAUUCUUGUCCCAGUGCAGCCAUCCAUCCAAGUUCCCUGAACCCGUCUCCAUAGAAAAGGGAAGGGGCUGACAGAUGGUGCCUGAGGUUCCUCCCCACCCUCAGAGUCCAGACCCUGACGCUUGGAUGUUAUUAGGCAGAUAAUGCACAGUUACUAAACCACCUGGGGCAUUGAAAUGUAUUCAUGUUUAUUUUAUGAUCAGACCCUCUUCAUCCUCUUAUCCUUUUCUGUCCUGUUUACCAAACCGAAUGUUGCCAUACAAACCACGACAUAAGGAAGACCUGCCUAAUGUGGUUUCCGUACACACAGUCCCCAUGUUGCUGUAAGGAAAGGGACCAGCAGUAGCCCUUUCUGGUGCUACCACAGAGGGAGGGUCGGAUUGUAAGUGGAGAAUGAAAGCAGAUCAGCUGAACUGGCAUGCAAGUGUGAACAGUUAAUCAUUAGAGACAAUUUUAAUUAUUUAUGCAAAUAUAUGAGAUUGAAUCUGGAGGUCAAAUAAAAAUAUUUAGCUACCAAUGCCCAUGUCUGU